This is a messenger RNA of Camelina sativa (false flax), 2383 nucleotides long. RefSeq lists its product as uncharacterized. NCBI's taxonomy places the organism in Eukaryota, Viridiplantae, Streptophyta, Magnoliopsida, Brassicales, Brassicaceae. Gene Ontology annotation, biological process: asymmetric cell division. The record is from RefSeq and is a predicted model, not a curated record.
CGGUUUCUUCACUAACUUGCCGGCCUAUGAUAAUGAUAUUGAAGAUGAAGAUCAAUUCCUUCCUUUAAUCUCUCUCUCCUCCACUUUAUUCAUUGCUGUACUCUCCAAAGCUCCAAAGUCUUGUCCUUUUCUUCUUUAUUUCUUUGAUUACUGCUUCAUCACCUUCUCUCUGCUCCUCGAAAGUUCCAAGCUUUUUUCUGGGUUUCUCCAAUUGGUAUUGCUCAGUACUUCGAUUUCCGCAUAGUAUGAUGCAUUACGGUUUUUGGGGUUUCUGAGUUUUCCUGUUGAAGUUUGAGAAUUUGGGUUUGUUCUCUUAUGUUCUAACAUAGUAGGUGCGGUAGCUUUUAUGCUUAUUAUAGCGUCUUUCUUCGUAAUCAAAAAGCUGAGCAUUUGAUUCCUAAAAGCUGGGAGUGAGUUCGUUUCAUGAUGAUCAAUGUUUAUGGAGCUGGAUUAGAGAGGAUCCAAGUGCUCUCUUGAUUGUUUAGGACACGGAGAGAAGGGAAUGGAUCUUUGGUUAAUCGCAGCUACUGCUGCUACAGGAAAUAUAACCAAACAUUUGCAAAAUGUAUCAUCAAAAGGUAAAUAUUCUUCUGAAGGUUUGACUAAUGUGAAGAGAGAAUCUCCGAGAUGCUUGGCUAGUCAAUUGGUAAGAGUCAAGAAACCAACAAAUGAAGAAAACUUUGAGGGUUGCCUAAAUGGGGAAACUUUUGAUCUAUCUGAAUGUGGCAAUGCAUAUGGAGUGGAAGUAGCUUCGAGUAAUGAGGAGUAUUUGGGAAGUAAUGAUGAGAUUCGUUCAGGUUCUUUUGGGAACAGAGCGUUUCUUAGGAGAAAUCAGUGUCAUAUCAAGCCUUUUUCUAUGGAGAGGAGCGUAAUGUCUCGGUUACAUAGAGAGAAUUUGUCCAUGGAGGAAUAUAUGCGUAGCCCGUUUCCAUCACCUUGUGGUGGCUCAGUUUUGAGGCCCUUGCUUGUUACUGAUGGUAAAAAAGUGAUUAGCAAUAACACUGGAGAUUCUGUUAGCCAGCGUGUUCUGGAAUGCAGGAUUCCUCAUCAGCUUAGGAAGUUGGAAUCUUCAGUUCUGUAUGCUAAGAGGGGAGUUGGAAAUGCAAAGAGCGCUAGUAGAAGAUCAGAUCAUGGGAUUGGUUCAAAUGAUGCAGCGAUGCUGCUAUGCAUUGGGAUUUCAAUUGGGAUAAUGUCAUCAUUUGUAGCAAACCAGACCGAACUAAACAAGGUCAGAGUAGAGUCAAAGCAGACAGACAAUUUGGUAAAGGAUUUAGAAGAUGAUCUUAAGACAAAAGACUCAUUGACAGUGAAAGAUGAUUUACACAAGGGUGAUGAAAAGACAGCAGAGAAUUCAGAAUCUAUAAGUGAAAUUGAAGCAGAACUUGAAGCUGAACUUGAAAGGCUGGAGAUCAACAUAAAAUCUUCCAACAUUGAGACAAAACUCCCAGAUAUCUUUGAGCUGGAGCCAGAUUUUGAAGAAGAAUUUGCAGAGGGUGAGCUGAGAGAUGAUCAGGUUGAAAGGCAUCGUUUUGAUGAAACUGAGUCCAAGCAGGAAUGGAGUGGCAGUUCCACACCUGAAUCAGGAAACUAUAUAGUCUCGCCUCGUGAGUUAAGCUUGCGUCUGCUCGGAGUAAUCAAUUCACGGUAUGAAAGACGGAUAAAAGAACUUGAGGUUGCCUUACAAGAGAGCGAGAGUAGAGUGAAACAGCUGGUCGUGGAAUCAGAGGAAAAGAAGAAACCACUGUCAAGAACUUGGCAAAGCCAUGAAGUGAUGAAUUACAAGAGAGACACAAAUCUUCCAGUUUCUGGAGAGAAGAAUCAUAAUCCUGGAGAAAUCCAACCUCUGGUGAUGAAUCUAGCAGGGGAAGCACUAAAUGCAUUCAACGAAUCUUACGAGGAGCUGAUGGAUAUAAACGACUACUCAGAAGAAGAUGAUUUACAAUGUGAGAAUGAGCGGCAAGAAGAAUCUUCAUUGUCUUUGACAAGCAAAAGUUCACCUUGGAGCCAUAAAGAAUACAUAAAGGACUCCUCAAGAACAUCAGAGGAUGUGAAUUUCUCCAGGUUGCAAGAUCUACUUGGUCUGAGCGACGAAGAAGAAGAAGAAGAAGAAGAUGAGAUGGAGAAGCAUCUGAUAAAACAGAUUGUUGAGAAAACAAAACAAGGGUCUUCUGCUGUGUUGAAUGCUCAGAAGAUGCUGUUUCUCAUGGAACAAACAGAACAGCAUCGAUAAUAAAAAGAAAGAAAAAAAGAAAAGCAUUAUUACUCAUAAUUGGUAAACUUAGUGUGUGUACGUAUAUAUAGAUAUAUGUAAAAGAUUGGUACAACUUAUCAUGUCAGAUUCAAACAUACUGGAAAAAUCGAAGAAAAAUAUGUUUUUGUCGAA